UGCCCCAUAUACAAUGAUCACUCUACACCACGUCCUGCUACAAAGAAAAAUAAAACUACUUAUACCACUAGCUCAAUCGAACUAACAUUACCUGAAAAUAUAUCAAAAGUGGGUCAACUUGAUCAAUUAGCUCUUGCUGAUUAUGGAAUAACAUCAUACCAAACAAACACAACAACAAACCCAAUUAGUCAAACCCCAGAACCCACUCAAAUAGAAAUUUUUCCACCCUCAAAUGUAAACAAACCCAUUUCAGAUGCACAGUUACCGAGCCAAUCUAACUGGAUACCACCUAAUCAAGACAACCCCAAAUUAUUAGCAGCCCCAGCUGACGACAUCAUCUCUAAAGACAUACAUACCUGUUAA
Dentiscutata erythropus is the source of this 363-nucleotide messenger RNA. NCBI's taxonomy places the organism in Eukaryota, Fungi, Glomeromycota, Glomeromycetes, Diversisporales, Gigasporaceae. The record is from the annotation of a GenBank genome assembly.